Molecule: messenger RNA, 1047 nt
Organism: Triticum urartu
Lineage: Eukaryota; Viridiplantae; Streptophyta; Magnoliopsida; Poales; Poaceae
Source: RefSeq, a predicted model, not a curated record
AUGCUGCCCUCGCAAGACAACGCCAACAUCUCCCCAGUAAUCAGCAUUGCUGGCGUACCACUCCACCGUCUUCCUCAGUCCCUCCUCCCACGUUGUGCGCUCCGACCACCCCAGCCUCCUCAUCUUCUCACCGUCCACAAAGUACCUUUGGUCAUUGAACGGCCUGUCCUCCACGAACUUGAUGGCCUUCUCAGGGUCCACCCCAAGAAUCUCACAUAUGUCCCUGGCCACAUCCACCACUCCCCUCUCCUUAGCCGCGGCGAUGUUAUACACAUGCCCAACCUCUCCUCUGUGAAGAACAACAUCAAAGGCUUCUGCGACAUCCUCACAGUACAAGUAGCUCCUGGCAUUCGAGCCAUUCCCAUAAACCGGGAGUGGCAGGCCUCUCAUUGCCAGGAGAGCAAAUUUGGGGAUGAGCUUCUCGGGGAACUGGUUUGGCCCAUACACAUUGUUACCUCGUGUGGUGAUCACCGGAAGAUUAUAGGACCUUGCGUAGGCCAUCACCAGCAUCUCUGCCCCGGCUUUCGUAGCCGAAUACGGGUUCGUCGGAAGCAGCCGAGAUUCCUCAUGGUUACCAACAACAGCAUUGACAUCAGUUUCUCCGUAGACUUCAUCGGUGCUGACAUGAAUGAACCUUCUGAUCUUAACCUGCUUGCAUGCCUCGAGGAGGAUGUGGGUACCGUACACAUUGUUUUUGGUGAACUCAAAGGAACAGCUGAAGGAGUUGUCGACGUGAGUCUGGGCAGCAAAGUGCAUGACGGUAUCGAUCGACUCGGUGACCAGGAGGUGGUUCACCAAGUCGGCACUGGCGAUGUCGCCCCUGACAAACUUGAAAUUCGGGGAUCCACGAGAAGGGUCGAGGUUUCUAAGGCUGGAGCAAUAGUCGACCCUGUCGAGAAUGACGAUGUUGUAGCGCGGGUAAUUCCUGACCAGACGGUUUGCCACGUGGGACGCGAUGAAACCCGCGGCACCGGUUAUGAGGAUGUUCUUGGGCUCAUAGGUUGCCAUCUGGAGUGGCUUGAUAUACCUACAAAAUCAAAUAAUUAG